AGGACCCCGGCAACAAUGCCUCUGUUGAAACUUGCAGCUGAAGAAAAACAAAUUGAUGAUGCAUUACGUAGCUUUGCUGAAAAAGUAUUCGCCUCUGAAGUCAAAGAUGAGGGAGGCCGUCAUGAGAUUUCUCCCUUUGAUGUGGAUGAAAUCUGCCCAAUUUCUCAUCAGGAGAUGCAAGCACACAUAUUCCACCUGGAGGCCAUGGCCACCUCUGUAGAAGGCAGGAGAAAAAAACGUUUCCAUGGACGGAAGACAGUUAAUUUGUCCAUUCCCCAAUGUGAAACAUCGUCCACCAAACUGUCCCACAUCGACGAAUACAUUUCUUCAUCUCCAACCUACCAGACGGUGCCUGAUUUCCAGAGAGUGCAGAUCACCGGCGAUUAUGCCUCAGGGGUUACAGUUGAAGACUUCGAAAUGGUUUGCAAAGGUCUAUACAGGGCAUUGUGUAUACGGGAGAAGUAUAUGCAGAAGUCAUUUCAGAGGUUCCCUAAAACCCCUUCCAAGUACCUGAGGAACAUUGAGGGUGAGGCUUGGGUAGCAAAUGAGAGCUUCUACCCGGUCUUUACCCCUCCUGUGAAGAAAGGAGAAGACCCCUUCCGAACAGAUGACCUCCCGAAAAACCUUGGUUAUCACCUCAAAAUGAAGGAUGGCAUAGUUUACGUCUAUCCUGAUGAGGUGGCCGCCAGCAAAGAUGAGCCCAAGCCACUUCCUUAUCUAAAUAUGGACAGCUUCUUGGAUGAUAUGAAUUUUUUACUUGCUUUAAUUGCCCAAGGACCUGUUAAGACCUAUACCCAUCGACGCCUGAAGUUCCUCUCCUCCAAGUUCCAGGUGCAUGAGAUGCUCAACGAGAUGGAUGAGUUAAAGGAGCUGAAGAACAACCCCCACCGAGAUUUUUAUAAUUGCAGGAAGGUGGACACCCACAUCCAUGCGGCUGCUUGCAUGAAUCAGAAACAUCUGCUCCGCUUUAUUAAGAAAUCUUACCAGACUGAUGCUGACAGAGUGGUCCAUAGCGCCAAGGAGAAAAAUCUGACCCUAAAGGAACUUUUUGCCAAAUUAAAAAUGCAUCCCUAUGACCUGACUGUUGAUUCUCUGGAUGUUCACGCUGGACGCCAGACCUUCCAGCGUUUUGAUAAGUUCAAUGACAAAUACAAUCCUGUAGGAGCAAGUGAGCUUCGAGACCUCUACCUAAAGACAGACAAUUAUAUUGAUGGAGAAUAUUUUGCUACUAUCAUCAAGGAGGUAGGCGCGGACCUGGUGGAGGCCAAGUACCAGCACGCUGAACCUCGCCUGUCAAUCUAUGGCCGCAGCCUUGAUGAGUGGAGCAAACUGUCCAGCUGGUUCGUCCGUAACCGCAUCUACUGCCCCAACAUGACGUGGAUGAUCCAGGUCCCAAGGAUCUAUGAUGUGUUUCGAUCUAAGAAUUUCCUUCCACACUUCGGAAAGAUGCUGGAGAAUGUUUUCAUGCCAGUGUUUGAGGCCACCAUCAACCCCCAGGCUCACCCAGACCUCAGUGUCUUCCUCAAGCAUAUUACUGGUUUCGACAGUGUGGACGAUGAGUCCAAACACAGUGGCCACAUGUUCUCUUCCAAGAGCCCCAAGCCCCAGGAGUGGACAAUGGAAAAGAAUCCCUCUUACACCUACUAUGCCUACUACAUGUAUGCGAACAUCGCGGUGCUCAACAGUCUGAGAAAGGAACGAGGCAUGAAUACGUUCCUGUUCCGACCUCACUGCGGGGAGGCUGGGGCUCUCACCCAUCUCAUGACAGCAUUCAUGACAGCAGAUAAUAUCUCCCAUGGCCUGAAUUUAAAAAAGACUCCUGUGUUACAGUACUUGUUUUUCUUAGCCCAGAUUCCCAUCGCUAUGUCGCCAUUAAGUAACAACAGCUUAUUUCUAGAAUAUGCCAAAAAUCCUUUUUUAGAUUUCCUCCAGAAGGGACUAAUGGUCUCGCUGUCGACAGAUGACCCAAUGCAAUUCCACUUCACCAAGGAGCCCCUAAUGGAAGAAUAUGCCAUUGCUGCACAAGUGUUCAAGCUGAGUACCUGUGAUAUGUGUGAAGUGGCAAGAAACAGUGUUCUGCAAUGUGGAAUUUCUCAUGAGGAUAAAGCAAGGUUUCUGGGCAACAAUUACCUUGAGGAUGGUCCUAUUGGAAAUGACAUCCGGAGGACAAAUGUUGCCCAAAUCCGCAUGGCCUAUCGCUAUGAAACCUGGUGUUAUGAACUCAAUUUAAUUGCUGAAGGCCUUAAAUCAGGAGACUAAA
Neogale vison (American mink) is the source of this 2260-nucleotide messenger RNA. RefSeq names its product adenosine monophosphate deaminase 1 (gene AMPD1). The record is from RefSeq and is a predicted model, not a curated record. Gene Ontology annotation, cellular component: cytosol. Gene Ontology annotation, molecular function: AMP deaminase activity. Bases 16 to 2259 code for a protein of 747 amino acids. Lineage: Eukaryota; Metazoa; Chordata; Mammalia; Carnivora; Mustelidae. Gene Ontology annotation, biological process: IMP salvage; AMP metabolic process. The transcript has 16 exons.